This is a messenger RNA of Babesia microti strain RI, 618 nucleotides long. RefSeq names its product conserved Plasmodium protein, unknown function. The transcript is spliced from 2 exons. The record is from RefSeq and is a predicted model, not a curated record. Lineage: Eukaryota; Apicomplexa; Aconoidasida; Piroplasmida; Babesiidae. The coding region runs from base 1 to 618 and encodes 205 amino acids.
AUGAUCGGUAAGGAGAUAAGCAUUGACAUUUUACCUUCCAUUGAACGAGGGGAAAAGGAAAGUUUGUCAAUUCAAAUCUAUCCUUACGAAGUGAUCGAAGAUGCCAGGUCUGAGCUCACAAAUCUGAAAGACCUAAUCGUUUCAUUAACAAAAUCCUACAUUGACGCGCUAAUUACUCCAUGCCUUGAUCAGGAUCAGAAAGUACUUGCAGCUAAGCUUAAAUGGGAGUACUUAGUACUAACAUAUGCCUACGGCUCUAGUAACUUGUUGAAUUACAGACUAUAUAGACAGAAUUUGGUUCAAGAACUAGCCCAGUCUUACAAAGGUAUGUUGCAAGCUAUACCUGAAAAUAAGAAGGAAAGACUUUCAGAUGAGGAACUGGCUAAGCUUGAAUUCUAUUGUCAAAUCAUUGGUCAACAAAGGCCUCCGAUUUUACCAACAUCUGUGAGCGUUGUUGGCAUAUUAAAGGAUACUAUUUGUGAAGAUUUAGAGGUUUUAGGACCACGCAAUGCAAACAGACUCAAAUUGUACCAUAAAGGACAACAGCUCACUAUACCUACAAGUAGAAGUUUGGAGAUGGAGCACUGUGAUUGGUUGAAAGUAUUGAAACAUUCAUAA